CGAAAGUUUUCUGAUUCGAAUCGGUUGACGAAUUGUACGCUACUGUUACCGUCGUGUGAAACCAUGUUGCAGAUUGGCAUGCAGUGUUUGUGGGAAAGGAGAUUUCCUAAGAAAUUCAACGUUUUAUCCGUUGGACAGGUGUUUAGAAGUGGCAAAGCCUUGCUUGUCUUAGGGUGCGAGGAUGGAGUUAUCCGGCUGUACGACCUUCCAACAUCAGGAGAGAAAAGCAAGGAGAAAAGUUUACAAUGUACGUCAGCCCUUGAAACCAAAGGUGGACCCAUACAGCAGCUGGCUCUCCACAAUGUGACACGGUUUGGUUCUGUGGACCUGGUGGCAGCAGACUCGCAGGGAACAGUCACCAUCUUCUGUAACGAACAGAUCCUGGCCAGGUGCAGUCUGGGAGAACACAGCAUCAGCUGUUUGGACGUAGAAGAAGAUGCAAUUGGGAAUCUGAUGAUAGUGGCUGGAGAUGAAGGUGGAACAGUGAAUGCCUUCCUACCAUACAGCACUCUGUGGAGGCUGAGACUACAAGAUACCAGAAUAACAAGGGGUGUGAAUAGUGUCCCCACAGUGCGUUGUCUGUUGGCAGUAGGACUGUGUAGUUCUACUGGGGACGUGUCAAACUACAUCCUAGCAGCAGACAACUACAGGAACCUACAUGUCAUCCAAGGUGGUACCAUCGUGCAGACUUUACCAACAAAUGCCAUCAUCAAUGCUAUGUGUGCAGGUAACUUUGUAGACACGGAUGAUGUCCAUUGGAGAGGUGGCCAGAAGGAUAUAGCUGGCAGGACCAUACCAAGUCAAGUCGCCCUUGGAGGGGAGGACGGGUCCAUCUAUAUAAUGAGUAACUUUCAGGUGUCAGUGGUGGAGUACAGCAAUGUGAAGCUGCCCCUGACACAGCUGGUGUGUGUACAGGACAGCAUGCCCGGACAGGAGGACUUCAUCCUGUGUGCUGGCCACUUCAAUAACCUGUUUGUGUACAAGGCAGGCAAGAGGGUCUGUCAGCACAAGACCCCUGACUGGAUUGUCUCCAUGGCAACAGCAGAUGUAGACAGAGAUGGAAAUGUUGAAGUAGUGGUUGGUUGCCUUGACAACACUGUCCAGGCACUGAAAAUGACCACAUCCAGGUGACAAGGACACUUCGUAAUGUCUGUAUACAAGAAUGAAAUAUUAUAUUCGAUCAUGCAUUCAGGUUUUGCUCGACUACCUAAAAUUUGAAGUUAUUGACCUAGAUAUCACUAGAAAUCAAAUUGUAUGCUUGUUAUUUUCUAUGUAUUUUACAUUUACUUGUAAAGUUUCUUGUUGAAACUAUUUAGACACUAAGAGGUUGCUAUUUUUAUAAUGCAGCCUGUUAUGCAGUCUAAACUCCAGGCUAUCUCAACGUGCCUGAAAAGCACCGUAAGGGGACCAAUUCUGACCUGUUACCUUAAAUAUCGAGAAGUAAAAAAAUGACAGAGUCACUCAGUUUUAUUUGAAGUCCAUGUAUUAUGUAAUGAGUCCGCAAUAUCCAGUGAGCCAAUGUGUUGAUUAAUGUGCUUGGAUAAUGAUAACAAUAUCAGUGAACGAUGAUAGCAACUGGAGUAUAAACCUAUCAUUUCAUCCUGAUGAGCCAAGUGUGUACAUCAUGUAUCUGGUUGGAUGUGCAGCUACAGUUUUUAGAUGUGAUUCUUUCCAUGUUAGCUGUUCUUAUAACAAAGUCUUGUCAUCUACUAUUUCCAAUGAAUAGUAAUGAUUGUGCAGUUGCAGUACCUGCCACAACAGAUAGGUGUCACUGAUGUACAGGUGUUGUACAGUAUUUUCAGUGACAAUGUGACCUAGCCCACCUCAUUAUACUAAAACCUCCUUGAUUAUACAAUCUUUCCACAGUAAGUUUGACCUCAAGUGGGACUAUUCUACUGUACACUGAACAUGGCCCUGUAAUACUGAUAAUGUAGUGUUAGCACUAAUACUAACUGUAACUUGGUUCACAUAGAGAGAUGCAAUUAGAGGAAGCAAUGUGUACAUUGUACUUAUAAGAAAAUAAACUUCAUUUGUGUGCUAACC
Messenger RNA from Branchiostoma floridae (Florida lancelet), 2043 nucleotides. RefSeq lists its product as uncharacterized. Gene Ontology annotation, molecular function: protein binding. Bases 64 to 1131 code for a protein of 355 amino acids. The record is from RefSeq and is a predicted model, not a curated record. Lineage: Eukaryota; Metazoa; Chordata; Leptocardii; Amphioxiformes; Branchiostomatidae. The transcript has 9 exons.